This is a messenger RNA of Suncus etruscus (white-toothed pygmy shrew), 1599 nucleotides long. Its product is annotated as KIAA0513 ortholog. The record is from RefSeq and is a predicted model, not a curated record. Lineage: Eukaryota; Metazoa; Chordata; Mammalia; Eulipotyphla; Soricidae. The coding region runs from base 232 to 1455 and encodes 407 amino acids. The transcript has 13 exons.
CGCGCGCUGAUUGACAGGCGGCGGCGGCGGCCGCGGAAGGCCCCGGCUCAGCUACCAGCUGCUGCUGCGCGCUUCGCCAGCAGGUCGCGAUGCCUUAGCCCAGCUCCUGGAGGCCCGUACAGUGGGCCAGUCCCAUGGGCCAGCCCCCCGGCAUCCUCUGACCCUGGGAGAAGUCGCCUCCAGCUGCCCCCCACUGCCUUCGCCUCCGCAAGACACCCGCCGGACCGAGCCAUGGAGGCGCCCGAGGUGCCCGUGGGCUCCCUGAUCGACCUGGGCACUGAGUCGCCCACCACCUGCCCCAGGGAGGCGCUGCCGCCCGAGCUGCAGGACGAGGAGGGCUCCCAGGGCGACGCCACUGAGAGUGAAGCCACCGAGUCCGCCGACAGCGAGAACGACAUGGGCGAGUCGCUCUCGCACCCGUCCUGGGACGAGGACCGCCGCUCGCCCUCGGACGACUCCGUCGCCUCCAACCAGAGCGCCGAGUGGGCCAAGGAUGAGGACUUGCUGGAGCUCCGCGAGUUCAUGCGCCGCUACGUGGAGAAGAUCUUUUCGGGCAGGGAAGAUCUGGACCAGGAGGAGAAGGCCAAGUUCGGGGAGUUCUGCAGCAGCGAGGAUGGCCGAGGCCGAGAGUGGUUUGCACGAUUUGUGAGCGCCCAGCGCUGUAACUCCAAGUGCGUGUCCGAGCCGACCUUCUACCGCCUGGUGCAAUCUUUUGCUGUAGUCCUGUUCGAGUGUCACCAGCUGGACGACUUUGGCCCGGCCAAGAACCUCAUGACCAUGUGCUUCACAUACUACCACAUGGGAAAGCCACAACUGCUCCCUGGAGAGGCCCGGGAGAAAGCAGGGGGCACCAUCGACUCCUACCUGAAGUCGGCCAACAGCUGGCUAUCUGGCACGAAGGACAUGGCUGAGCGGCUGCUGAAGAACACAGCCAGACCCGAGGGCGUCAGGGGUCUCUUUGGGGGGCUGGAGACCAGGCUGAAGGGGCCACUAGGCACCAGAAAUGAGGAGGAGAACAAGUAUCCAGAGAAGCAGCAGAGGAGAGGGAGUUUGAACAGCCCCACGGAAGAGAGAAAGGGGGAAAAGAUCUACCUGUACACGCACCUGAAGCAGCAGCCCAUAUGGCACACGCUGAGGUUCUGGAAUGCUGCCUUCUUUGACGCCGUCCACUGCGAGAGGAGAAAGCGCUCACCCACCACCAGAGGGGAUGCUGGAGAGAAGGAGACGAGGGAGAAGUGGGGCCACAUGACGCAGGAGGAAAGGGAGGACAGUCUGCGCUUCCAUGAGAACAUCACCUUCGGGCAGCUGGGCACUUUCACACACAACAUGCUGGCAUUCGGGCUCAGCCAGAAGCUGUGCGGAGACUUCCUGAAGAAGCAGGCGGUGAUUGGCAACCUGGACGAAGAACAAUACAAGCUGCUGCUCCAGCACAUCGACCAGACAGCCGUGGAGUAGUUGCCCAGCCUGGACCAGAUGGCCCCAGAGUCACCGUUGCAUCUGCUGCCUGCAUGCCUAGAUUAGCCAUGACCAGAGCCAGUGCCCCCCACCCAGUCUGUCCCCAACCAUGUGCCAAAGCAUCUCUGGGACUCCAGGGCUCAA